Nymphaea colorata (pocket water lily) is the source of this 2268-nucleotide messenger RNA. RefSeq names its product pentatricopeptide repeat-containing protein At2g13600-like. The record is from RefSeq and is a predicted model, not a curated record. Gene Ontology annotation, biological process: RNA modification. Gene Ontology annotation, molecular function: RNA binding; protein binding. The coding region runs from base 501 to 1301 and encodes 266 amino acids. Lineage: Eukaryota; Viridiplantae; Streptophyta; Magnoliopsida; Nymphaeales; Nymphaeaceae. The transcript has 2 exons.
UUUAUCAUUCUUGACAUGGAAACACUUCAGUGAGGAGGUUAGCUAGGAACAGGCUGUGGUGAAGGUGAAGUAGUUAGGUGUUAAUUAGGGUAGUAGGUCUCGCAGUCGCUUCGAGAAAUCCAGCACUGCUUGGUCGUUACACAGCACCAGCCGUAAUCAAAGGGGGAGAAGCACCUUCCCCCGACUAUGUUGUGUCCAGCCGCUCCAUUUCCCUGUACAGUAUGGACCUCUGCGCCUUGAACGGGGCCAAUAGGCUCUUGUGCCGAUCUUCCAGCAGAGACAGCUUUUUAACAGAACCAAGAGCACGAUCGAAAGUCAUUGAUUUCAUAUGGUUGUAGAAAGUAAAUGUUAAUUUGAACAUAACGUAGGAAGUAAAUGCUAAAAAACCUUUUAGCUACGGCGAAAACCGUUGCUGAACUCACAACUAGUUAAGGUUAAGGUGAGAUGCAUUUCAUCCAAACUCCGAAAAAAGAUAAGAGCCGAAACUCCAAUCUAAUUCCAUGGUUCGGAAAGAGACAGGACAGAAAUUCCACCCCCCCCCGACAACCCCGAGCCCUCGACCUUUGCCCCCAUCUCCUUCUCCUCCACCUCCGCCUCCAUCUCCCCUGCCUUUCUCCUCUUCUCCUCUGCCCCCAUUUUUUUGUCCCCUAACAGAGCAGGAUCUCGGUGAGCGCAUCGCCUGCAAGAACGUGGCUGCGUCGUUCUCCUCCACUCCGUCUUCUUCGUCGCAGUCCCAGCCCGACCUCGAUCCCUUGGAGACGAGGUUCCGAUCCGUUCUCCCGACCCUCCUUCCCUCCUACGUCUCCCCUUCUUCCCCAGGGAAGGACAGAGAAAUAAUCGCCAUACCGAAGCUAUUGACGCUAGUUUACAAAAUUGAUGGCGAGAUGUUGCGUAACUUCUAUGUUUGUGCUGAACUCAUCCACAUGUACGGUGGUCUGGGCUGCAUAGACUCUGCUCACCAAGUAUUUGACAAAAUGUCUGAAAGAAACGAGGUGGUUUGGUCUUUGAUGAUCUCCAAAUACAUCCAUAAUGGAUAUGAUGGGGAGGCUAUGAGUUUGUUUUCUCGGAUGCGAUAUGAGGAAUUCUCUUUUAAUUCAUUCAUCAUGGUCAGCCUGAUUGGAUCUUCAGCUCGCCUUAUCGAUUUGAGUCUUGGUUCUUGCAUCCAUGGUUGCGUUAUAAAAAGUGGUUUGGCAGGUGAUUCUUUCGUAAGGACCUCUUUGGUGGACAUGUAUGUGAAAUGUGGAUGUAUUAAUGGCUCUCAUCGAGCUCUUGGGGAGGGGAAGUUCUUGAACCUAAUAUAGCUACAUGGAAUUCCAUUAUCUCUGGGUCAGUGAAUCGUUGCUUGUUUGGUGAUGUUGUGCCAUUGUUUAAGAAAGUCCAAUUGUUGGAUUUGAGACCUAAUUUAGUGACAAUGUUGAGUCUGAUCUCUGCUUGUGCUGGGCUGGGGUCAGAAAAACUGUGCAGAUGCAUUCAUAGCUUUACUGUUAAACUCAGAAUUGAUGCACACCUUAAAGUAGGUAAUGCACUCUUGGAAAUGUAUUCGAGCAUUGGAGCCAUUGAUGAUGCAUCUAAGCUAUUCAACAUAAUGCAGGUGAAAGAUGUGAUCAGUUGGACCACAAUGAUCAACAUGUAUGGUUCUGCUGGUUGUCCUGUUAAUGCUCUGAAGUUCUUCUGGCAGAUGAGAAGUGCAAAUGUUGAACCCGACAUGGUUUCAAUGGUCGCUCUGCUUAGUGCAUGUGCAGUGUUAGGUGAUCUACAAAAACUUAAGAUCGUCCAUAAUCAAAUUAUUCUUUGGGGUCUGGGGUUUGAACUUCAUAUUGGAAAUUCUUUAAUAUCAGUAUAUUUUAAGUGUGGUGACAUGCAAUCUGCAGAGAUGAUAUUUUCUUUGAUGUCCCAAAGGAGUCAAGUUACUUGGAGUUCCAUGAUUUCAAGGUAUAUAAUGAAUGGCCAAGCAGAAAAUGCUACGAAAUUGAUGAUAAAGAUGGUAACUGGGGAUCAACCAACAAAAUGGAUGCAGCUCUGUCGGUUAAUGGACUGUCAGCAAUUGCCGACCUUGCUAACUUGGGAUUGUGUAAGCAGGUUCAUGCUUACAUUGUAAUUUGUGAUAUAAUAAUUGUUCAUAAUAGUGUAUUUUUUAUGUUUUUAAUUGUUUAUAAUUUACAAUAUAUAGUAAAUUGCUAUGAACUCAUGCUUGCAAUUAUUUUUCAUUUUACAAUUAUUUGUAAUUAAAUAGUGUUUAUUCUCAUGAAAUUUGUGUAUUUAUUAUCA